AUGGAACACCUAGGUAUACCAGAGGAACAUCGCUCGAGGAGCAUUCGUGUUCCAUAUCUCGGUCUCGCACCUCGUUACGAUGGGCAAGGGCUCAUUGGAUUCCCGGAACGUCAUGGAUUUCGUUCGGAGCAAUUAUCAACCUAUUGCGGAAGAUCAUUCCAGCCGCGCGAAAAUGCUGAUGCACUCCCCUUCAACCCAGAAUUUGUUGAGAGUUUCUUCCAGGAAUGGCUGUGGUUCGGGAUGCUGGAUGAAUUUGCUCUCGCGUGUGGGGUUCCUCUCGACAUUGAUCUGUUCAUAAAGAUGGGGGUUGAUGAGCGACAAAUCAUCGAUACUGAACCUCUUCUACCGUAUGUAAGGUCUGUUGUCAUAGAACAACUCAUACAACGUGAUGUACCACUCGACCUCGAGGUUGGUGACAGUGUAUAUAUCCGGAGCGAACGAUCACCUUCUAGCGUCCCAUCUCGACAUACGACUUUUCGUGGAGAUCUUACAGGCGUUAAUUUAUCCAUACCAGACCACUUGCAGCCUUUAGGAGCAAGUUCGGUCCACACUAAAGCGUCAACACCUGGGGCAGAAAUCCAGAAUAGUCCUCCUAUCCCCAGGGAGAUCAAGAAAGAUGUAGGGAAUUUCCGAUAUACACUUGACGCCAGUCAAGGAGAAUCAGAUUCAUGGCCAGUCACGACACUCAUCCGUGCUGAUCAGACUCAGACUUCUGACUUGCCAUGUAUACUUGCAAAGCAUGAAGACGUGCCUCUACAAAACCUCCUCUCCAUGAUCAUGGGAUCCGAGGCAUAUCACCAAACACAAUCAAAGGAUCGGUUCUCCAGGUUUGAGAACUGCUUGCGAGAGGUACGAAAUACGAUGAGACCCGCUUUGCUCUGUUUCGAUACCAUACAUCGACUUGAGAUAGCAUUUUCGAUUGAUCUACUCUGCGAUAACCUGAUGUAUGUUAUGUUGAACUUAUUCAAGAUGCCGAUGGCCAUCAAAGGUCCGUGGUUCGACUUUUAUAUGUCUCGAUUCGAGGAUCGAGUAAAGGCGGAGAAUUGGUGCAUUGCUCGUACCAGUUCAGUCUUGCCCUUCGAUAUUACGGCACUUUACUUCAAAAGCGUGUUGCCAUCUUACGAAUCAAUACCACAUCUAGAUUGCGGACCAACCUCUUGUUCGCGCCAAUCACAUGAUGUGAAUAGUCUUCAAGUCCAGCAUGACUGGACAAUGUGCCAUGGGGAUUGUCAAGUGCUAGCUCUUGAUGAACAGAAGCUCAUUGGCAUUCUUGAGUCCAAUGGCAUUCCUGGGCUUUAUUGCAUCGAAACCGAGGGAGGCGUUGUUGAUUUCGAAGUGAUUGAUAUUACAGGGAAGGAGUACAUUACAAUUUCUCACGUGUGGUCUCAUGGACUUGGAAACCCCAAUCAAAAUUCCCUUCCGAUGUGCCAGGUUAAACGGCUUUUCAGGUAUAUCCGGAAUGUCGGCUCAGCGAAAGUUAUUCUCUGGAUCGAUACUUUAUCGGUGCCCAUCAGCCUCAAAUACAAACGAAUAGCAAUCACGAAACUCAGAGAAGUCUACCAAAAGGCCCACGGGGUAUUAGUUAUCGACCGCCACCUCAUCCGUGUCGGCCGCAAUGCCCUAGAGAGGAAAGUACAACUGUUAUGUUCGGAAUGGAUGCGACGGCUGUGGACACUCCAAGAAGGACGGCUCGCAACUCGCUUAUAUAUACAAUAUCAGCACGAGCCAAUAUCUAUAGACGCGCUUUGUCAGGUUGAUGAAGUGCCAUCUGAUACUUUUGUGUUUGGAGAUAUAAAUCAUCGGGCGAGCCUUGCGAUACGUCUGCACUUUGCUCAGCAAGAAAGUCUAAUCAGGCGAUUUAUGGAUUUGACCAUCGACAUGGCACAUCGAAGUGUGACUGUUCCAACAGAUGAGCCAAUAUGUCUUGCAACCAUGCUAGGACUUCCUCUCGAGCAGUUCAAGCCUUAUCCAACCAUGGAUGACAUCUAUCGAUCACUCCCAGAGCUACCACCCGACCUUUUGUUUCUCGAAAACCCUAAAUUGAAUAUUGAUGGGUUCCGCUGGGCACCGAGCACAUUUCUGAACCAAGAUGCUCAAGACUAUCAUGAUAGUACUGAUGACGACACUGCACAGUUAACAGAUGAAGGACUUCGCAUUAGAAGAAGCUGCAUCAUUUUCAAGAACGAAUUACAAUUUUCUGAUUCGAGUCAAGAUUAUCUCGUUCGAAAGGGUUCAGACAUCACGUUCCUGUUUUACGACAACCAAGGCAAACGAGGUGGGUCUUUCUCAAAUGCAGCUAUCGUCUUGAACGACACUUCACUAGAAUUCAGUUAUUUUAUCCGAGCUAUUCUUGUGGACGGUCUCGUUCUCAGAGACGGGAUAUAUUAUUGUCGAAUCAGAAGAUAUCUCAUGGUACGGAAGUGGAAUGGACUUGCUGAAGAAGCCGAUGAGUUUGAUACUGGCAGGGAAGAGAGGUAUACCUUUGAUGGGGAGUUUCGGCAAGGGGAGACGUUUUGUGUUGAUUGA
Molecule: messenger RNA, 2526 nt
Organism: Cadophora gregata
Lineage: Eukaryota; Fungi; Ascomycota; Leotiomycetes; Helotiales; Ploettnerulaceae
Exons: 2
Coding region: 1-2526 (841 amino acids)
Source: RefSeq, a predicted model, not a curated record